CACGGAAACAAGUCCUCUGUGUCUGUAUUCCUGGUUGUUGGAUUAUCUGAAUCGGAAGAACCUCAGCUUCUCCUCUUCCUCAUCUUCCUUAGCAUCUACCUGACCACUGUAUUUGGUAACAUAGUGAUUCUAACUGUGAUUUCCUCGGACCAGCGACUGCACACACCAAUGUACUUCUUCUUGGCCAACCUUUCCAUCAUAGAUAUCAUUUUUUCUUCUGUAACUGUCCCCAAGCUCCUCUUCAUCCUGCUUACUGCACAGAAGUCCAUCCUCUACUCUGAAUGUGUCACCCAACUUUCGUUUUUCCAGUUCUUUGUGGUGGCCGAGUGCUACCUUCUGGCAGUGAUGGCCUAUGAUAGAUACGUGGCUAUCUGCUUCCCACUCAACUACACGCUUAUUAUGAGUAGAGAGGUCAGGUUCAGGAUGGUCAUAGCUUGCUGGGCUUGUGGUCUAGUGAACUCAGUUGUCCAAGCAUUUUCCAUCUCCCACCUUGAUUUCUGUGGACCCAACAUAGUAGAGCAUUUCUUCUGCGAUGUCACCCCUCUCUUUAAGUUGUCUUGUUCGGACACACGGGUUGGGGAGGCCGUGUUUUUGGUAGUGGUAAUUGUUGCUGGGAUGGUGCCACUGACUUUUAUUCUGGUAACCUAUGGUCGGAUAAUCGCUGCAGUAACAAAGAUUAGCUCCAGCCGAGGGCGCUAUAAGACCUUCUCUACUUGUGCCUCUCAUUUUACGGUGGUGGCCCUGUAUUAUGGCAGUGGGAUCUUCAGCUACAUAUGGCCAUCCUCCACCUAUGCCAUGGACAAAGACGUCAAAGUGGUGGCUGUACUGUACACUAUCAUGACCCCCAUGUUGAAUCCCAUCAUUUACAGCCUGAGAAACAGGAACGUAAAACAGGCAUUAAAGAAGGCAAUGGGGAUCAAGGGAGGGAAUUAA
This is a messenger RNA of Pseudophryne corroboree (corroboree frog), 933 nucleotides long. Its product is annotated as olfactory receptor 5A2-like. Gene Ontology annotation, biological process: G protein-coupled receptor signaling pathway. Gene Ontology annotation, molecular function: olfactory receptor activity; odorant binding; G protein-coupled receptor activity. Gene Ontology annotation, cellular component: membrane. The record is from RefSeq and is a predicted model, not a curated record. The transcript has a single exon. NCBI's taxonomy places the organism in Eukaryota, Metazoa, Chordata, Amphibia, Anura, Myobatrachidae. The coding region runs from base 169 to 933 and encodes 254 amino acids.